Molecule: messenger RNA, 5031 nt
Organism: Cotesia congregata
Lineage: Eukaryota; Metazoa; Arthropoda; Insecta; Hymenoptera; Braconidae
Source: the annotation of a GenBank genome assembly
AUGGCUGAUUUUGUCUACUCCGAAGCUGAGGAAAGUGAGCACGAUGAUGACGAGGAGGAGGCGAUUGAUCAUGGACGCAAGAAAAAAGUCAAGAAAACAUUGGAUGAAAGUGAAGAAGAAGAAGACGAUGAUGAGGACAAAUUACGAGAAGAGUUAAAAGAUUUGAUAGACGAUCGACCCAUUGAAGAGAGCGAUGGCGAGGACAGUGAUGCAUCUGGUGAUCCCAAGAAAAGAAAAAAAAGCGAUGACGAAGAUUUUGACGACCGAUUGGAGGAUGAUGACUACGACCUCAUCGAGGAAAAUUGGGGUAUUACCGUAGAAAGAAAACGGUUCAAACGACUUAAGCGCAUGCAAGAUGCCGAGUCUGACGAAGAAGAGGAUGGUGAUGCCGAAAAGAGGGAAAGAGAAGUCAUUGCCAAUGAGAUAUUCCCUCAUGGCGAAGGUUCUGGCGAUGAGGAUGGAAGAAGCGAAAGGAGUCAUCGACCGGAACCCGAGAUUAUUGACGGUGAAGGCAGUGAGGGAGAAUACUCUGAAGACGAUGAUUUUAUUGUAGGUGACGAUGACCGACCUAUUGGCGAUAAAAGACGGAAGAAAAAAGUUUUUGAAGACGCAGCGUUGCAAGAAGCUCAAGAUAUUUUUGGAGUUGAUUUUGACUACGAUAAUUUUGAGAAAUUCGGAGAGGAUGAAUAUGAAGAAGAAGAUGAAGAUGAGGACGAUUAUGUUGAUGAUGAAGGAGUGGAACGACCAAGAAGACACAAAAAACAGUCAAAGAAAAAACCUUCGAAGAAAACAAUUUUCGAAGUUUACGAGCCAAGUGAGCUCAAACGUGGACAUUUUACGGAUUUGGAUAACGAAAUUCGUAACACAGACAUACCUGAGAGGAUGCAGUUACGUUCAAUGCCGAUCACUCCGGUGCCUGAAGGCUCAGAUGAGCUAGACCAUGAGGCGGAGUGGAUUUAUCAACAAGCAUUCUGUCGCCCUACGAUAUCUAAUCAAGACACUAAUUUAAAUAACGACAUGAACGAUGGCGGAGGAAAAGGACCGCAAACUGUCGGUAAAAUAAAAAAAGCUUUAGACUUUAUGCGGAAUCAAUACUUUGAAGUUCCUUUUAUAUCUUUCUACAGAAAGGAGUACGUUCUUCCAGAAUUAAACAUAAAUGAUUUGUGGAAAGUAUAUAAAUAUGACGCCAAGUGGUGUCAGUUACGUCAACGAAAAGAAAAUUUACUUCGUUUGUUUGAAAAGAUGCGAGAUUUUCAGUUAGACGAAAUUAUGAAAAAUCCAGACGCUCCUCUUCCGGAUGAUGUCAGAGUCAUCAAAGAUGACGAUAUCGAAAGACUAAAGAGCGUACAAACAAAUGAAGAGUUGAAUGAUGUUCACAAUCAUUUUAUGCUUUACUACAGUCAUGACAUCCCAGCUAUGCAAGAAGCGGUAAAGCGGAAGGAAAAGGCAGCUAGACAGGCUGAAAGAUUGCAAAAACGCAAACAACAGCUGAUGGAGGCGGAAGAAAAUGGAGAAGAUCCACCGCCUGAGGAGGAAAAUCCAGACGAAGUGGAAGAAGUUGAAGACUCCUUGAAACAAGCAGUAAGAAGUGGACCCUACGCACUUUGUAGACGCGCUGGGCUUCAUAGUUUUGCCAAAAAAUUUGGUCUUACUCCUGAGCACUUCGCAGAAAAUUUACGUGAUAAUUAUCAGCGUCAUGAGGUAGAUCAAGAUCCUGUCGAGCCUAGUGUAGUUGCCCAAGAAUAUGUUGGAAAAUGUAUAGAGUCAGUUGAAGAAGUUCUGACGGCUGUUAAAAUCAUGGUAUCAAUUCAACUGGCACGUGAACCGCUCGUGCGAAAGUGUGUCCGUGAGAUGUAUAUGGAACGUGCUAAAAUAUCAGUACGACCAACAAAAAAGGGAAUCACUGACAUUGAUGAGAACCAUCCGAUCUACACAAUGAAAUAUCUUAAAGACAAACCUGUGCGUGAUCUCACUGGAGACCAAUGGCUCAAAUUGGAAAUUGCUGAGAAUGAUAAGCUUAUCAAGAUUUCUUUGAGCGAUACUUUCGCCGGUAACACUAGCAAUAAUUACAUCGAAGAGAUGAAGCAGCUUUAUAUAAGGGAUGAAUUCUCAAAGAAUGUUCAAGACUGGAAUAAUCUGCGAAAUGCCAGCGUUGAGCUAGCGUUAACUAGAUACGUUAUUCCGGAUUUAAAAAAAGAACUGCGUUCAAAUCUUUCAACCGAAGCAAAAGAUUACGUUAUGCGUGCUUGUUGUCGAAAACUGUACAACUGGUUAAAAGUAGCACCAUACACUUGUUCAUUCCCCGAUGAAGACGAUGAGGAAUGGGACACGAAGAAUGGUGUACGAGUAAUGGGUAUAGCGUACGUUCCGAAUAUCAGCGAAGCGGCUUUUUCUUGCGUUGUUUCUCCGGACGGCGAGUGUGCGGAUAUCUUGCGUUUGCCUCAUUUGCUGAAAAAGAAAAAUAGCUAUAGAGACGACGAGAAGCUCAAGAAAGAAGCCGAUUUACUUGCAAUCAGAAAUUUCAUCAGGAAAAAUAAACCUCAUGUUAUUGUCAUUGGAGGUGAAUCAAGAGAAGCUAUGAUGAUUUCUGCGGACAUAAAAGAAUCCCUGACAAUUUUAGCUGAGGAAGAACAAUAUCCAGCAAUAAGUGUAGAGAUAUUAGAUAAUGAUCUAGCAAAACUUUAUUCUGCUAGUGAAAAAGGUAAAGCUGAAUUCCGCGACUAUCCGGACUUACUGCGGCAAGCAGUUUCUUUGGCUCGGCGUCUUCAAGAUCCCCUGGUUGAAUUUUCUCAGCUGUGUACUUUGGACGAAGACAUACUGUGCUUAAAGUAUCACAGUCUUCAAGGCCAAUUGUCAGAGGAGGAAUUAUUAGAAAAUUUGCACUUGGAAUUUGUAAACCGGGUUAAUGAAGUUGGUGUUGAUGUUAAUAAGGCUGUCCAGCAAAAUUAUUCUGAUAGCUUAGUUCAAUUUAUUUGUGGUUUGGGACCACGCAAAGGUCAAGCACUGAUAAAAAUGCUCAAGCAAACUAACCAACGACUCGAAAACAGAACUCAGUUGGUAACUGCUUGUCACAUGGGCCCGAAAGUAUUUAUAAAUUGCGCAGGAUUUAUUAAAAUUGAUACAAAUAGUUUGGGAGACAGUACAGAAGCUUACGUUGAAGUUCUAGACGGUUCUAGAGUGCAUCCAGAAACCUACGAGUGGGCUCGUAAGAUGGCUGUCGACGCUUUGGAGUACGACGACGAAGAUGCCAAUCCAGCUGGCGCAUUGGAAGAAAUUCUUGAAUCCCCGGAAAGAUUAAAAGACUUAGAUUUAGAUGCCUUUGCUGUAGAGUUGGAGAGACAAGGUUUCGGCAAUAAAUGUGUAACACUGUAUGACAUCAGGUCGGAGCUUAAUAGUCGCUACAAAGAUCUGAGAACGUCAUAUCAAAGCCCAACUCCUGAGCAACUGUUUGACAUUCUGACCAAGGAAACGCCGGAGACAUUUUACAUAGGCAAACUCAUGUCAGCCGUCGUAGUUGGAAUUAGUCACAAGAAACCUCAAGGUGAGCAGUUGGAUCAAGCAAAUCCAGUGCGAAACGAUGAGUCCGGGUUGUGGCAAUGUCCUUUUUGUUUGAAAAAUGACUUCCCCGAAUUAUCUGAGGUAUGGAAUCAUUUCGACGCUGGUGCAUGUCCUGGUAAAGCCGUGGGCGUGAGAAUUGUGCUAGAUAAUCCUAAUAUAUCUGGUUACAUUCACAUAAAAAAUAUAUCUGACAAUCAUGUCGCUGAUCCGGAGGAGAGAUUGCGAGUUCGUCAGACUAUUCAUGUACGUAUAAUUAAAAUAGAAGUCGACCGGUUCAGUACUCAGUGCUCGUGUAAAACUUCCGAUUUAGCAGACAAAAAUAACGAAUGGAGGCCAGCCAAGGAUCCAUACUACGAUACAGAAGCUGAGCAGCAAGACAAGAAAUUUGUUGAAGACUUCAAGAAGAAGAAGCAGCAACAGACUUAUGUCAAACGUGUUAUUGUACAUACAUCGUUUCACAAUGUAAGUUUUGCUGAGUGCGAAAAAAUGAUGAAGACACUCCGGCAAGGCGAGGUGAUAAUACGGCCUAGCAGCAAGGGAUGUGAUCAUCUGGUUGCCACUUGGAAAGUAACUGAUGAUAUUUAUCAAUACAUCGACAUAAAAGAAGAAGACAAAGCAAAUGAUUUUUCUCUAGGACGUCGGUUGAUGAUCGGAAAUAAUGACUACGAAGAUCUCGAUGAAAUAAUAGCAAGUCAUAUUAAUCCAAUGGCUGCUUACGCUGCUGAGUUACUUGACUUCAAGUAUUAUAAACGCAGUGUAGACGGUAUUAAAGACAAAGCUGAAGAAAUACUGAGAGAACAGAAAAAAGAAAACCCCGGUAGCAUUCCUUAUAUUAUAUCUGCGUCGAAAAAUUACCCAGGGAAAUUUUUACUGUCAUAUCUUCCUCGAUUGCGCUGUUAUCACGAGUUUAUAUCAGUCUCCAAAGACGGAUUUCGGUAUCGCGGAGAAACAUUCGCGCGUGUUGAUAAACUUGUAAGCUGGUUCAAGAAAAAUUUCCGGAUGCCGAUUCCUGGUCAAGCUACGCCCAGUACUCCGCGAGGAGCUUCUUCGAGGACGCCGUAUCACACUACUCCUGGAGUUGGAAAUGUUAAUCAAGAAGCAAUACAGCGAGUUGCGCAAAAUCUUCCUCAUCAUAUGCUGCAUUCGCUUUCACAGGUGGCCAACCAGACACCUCACUACCCGCCACAUACUCCUGGUGCUACUGGUGCCACCGGUUAUGGAAUGCAUACCUAUCCCAAUACUCCGUACACGCCUUCAGGACAGACACCAUUCAUGACACCCUUCCAAACGCCUCAUCACUCUCAGCCUACGCCGAGAUACGGACAACAAACACCUAAUCAUCAGUUUGUCCAUCCUGGACCACCCAUGAGUCAGAAUACUCAUCACAGAUCAAUGUCACAUCGAAGUUCCACGUCUUAUGGUCUUGCUCUCAAUGGAAAUACAAGAUUGUUUAAACCAACCGGAGGAAAAUAG